Messenger RNA from Acanthamoeba castellanii str. Neff, 288 nucleotides. RefSeq lists its product as uncharacterized. The record is from RefSeq and is a predicted model, not a curated record. Lineage: Eukaryota; Discosea; Longamoebia; Acanthamoebidae. The transcript is spliced from 2 exons. Bases 1 to 288 code for a protein of 95 amino acids.
AUGGGAGACAAGGCCAAGCUAUUUGAGCAGAAGAUCAAGGAGUCCUCGCCAGGCUACCGCGCACCCGAGCCUGGCGCCCCCGCUCCUUCGCGCAACGCUGACGGCACUCCAUCUGCUGGCGGCCUGAAGGCCAAGUUCGAGAAGCUGGCGAACCCGGACCCGCCGAAGGCGACGUCGGGCAAGGUCGGCUGGUCCGACGACAAGGACCAAGGCCGCAAGAAGGUCCACCAGCCCGGCUACGAUCCCACCAAGCCCCCGCCCCCGCGCUCCCUCGACUCCCUGCCCUGA